AUGACGGCCAUUAAUAAUGGCAAAUGGAAAAUGUUUUCAAAAUAUGCAAAAUUAUUCGAAAAUAAAUAUCCUGAAGUUGAGGUGAAGCUAAUGGUUUUGUCAAGAAGACUGAUAGUGAGUUACCGGCAAGGCUGUCUUAGAACAGCACGUCUUUUGCUUAUUGAUUACCAUCAACUUUUACCGAAAGCAAACGAACUUUUGAUCUUCGAGGUGAUUUAUUUGUAUUUGAAAGCAGCGUUAAAGCGUGUGACAGGGGACUGCCAGGCUGCUGGGGAAAUUUUGAAAGAUGCUUUGUUAAAGACGGACCAAUUAUCACCCGGGAUUGUUACAGCAGCGACAUUAUCAUUUGCAGCAAUGAAUCAAGACUCUGCACUAAAUGAGGACGGUCCAUCGCCUGCCGAUCUUUCUAUAAAGGUACUUGAACACUUAAG
This is a messenger RNA of Paramuricea clavata, 431 nucleotides long. Lineage: Eukaryota; Metazoa; Cnidaria; Anthozoa; Malacalcyonacea; Plexauridae. The record is from the annotation of a GenBank genome assembly.